GUCAUCCAAUUCGAUUAUUCCUGAGUUAAUAAGUUUAAAAUUGAAAUAUAUAGUUCAUAGUGUACACAUAAAAAAAAAAAUGAAUACGAAACUUUUCACGGUGAUAAUUGCCGCUCUAUGUAUUAGCAGCAUAGCAUGCGAGAAAAUUCCAACAGAUAGCGAUGUCAUUAGCAUGAUUGACAAAUUAGAUGAGGAAAACUCAUUGCCAUUAUUUGGUGGAUUAACACUUGAGAAAGUCGAAAGUGCCAAUGACAAUUCGCCUCGUUCAUCGGAAUCUUUAACUGAUCGAAUUAUAAGUUAUCUCAAAAGUCAUACUGUUAAUUAUGAAUUAAGUGAAGCGCGUACAGGAGGUAAAAUAAAGCCAGUUAAAAUAAUUAAGAAAGUCAAAAAAGCUCGUGGAAAGCUGAAGAAACUUAUGUUGCCAAUCUUGUUGGCUCUUAAAUUUAAGUCUGCCGUUAUUCUUCCCGUUGUCUUCACACUCCUCACUCUCAUCUCAUUGAAAGCAUUGAAAGUUGGUCUUAUUGCUCUCUUAAUGGCUGGCUCCCAACUCGUCAAAGAUCUCUUCGCAAAGAAGCAAGAAAAAGUAACAACAGCCUACAUUGCAGCUAACCCAACACAAUCAGGAUUCAAUGCUGAAAUCGUGACUGACUGGAAUAGAAAUGGUCAGCAAGCUAGUGACUUAGCUUACAAUGCAUACAAUAAUUAUCAAACUAUACCUCAAAAUAUCUAAAGUGAUCAAAGAAAUUUCCCAAAUCAUGAAAGAAAUGAUUGGAAAUGGAGAAAAAGAUUUUACUAUAAUUAAAUGAACCAAUUUUUAUUUAUUUAUUUAAUUUAUUAAUCGACAUUCAUCGAUCAAAAGAGAUUUCUAAAAAUGCGA
Molecule: messenger RNA, 877 nt
Organism: Chironomus riparius
Lineage: Eukaryota; Metazoa; Arthropoda; Insecta; Diptera; Chironomidae
Source: the annotation of a GenBank genome assembly